GACGUGAAGUAACUUUGAAUGGCUUAACAGUGCAUCGCACGCUUAUUAUACAAAACGCAAUACUUUUUCCGAUUUAACUUAGUCAGUGCGAUUAUUUCAUUAUUGUCAGCGGCUCUUAGUAGUGUGCUGCACUGUGAAAUGAAGCAAUGCUGUUGCCUGCUUUACCUGCUCUGAUAAGGAUAACUACCAGACUGAUGUGUUUUACACCGCAAGGACUGACUUCCCUUUAAACUCUUACAGGACAUUAGGACUAAGCAUUUUAUUUUACAGGGCACUGAGUUUAUAAAGCAUUGAGCUGCAGCAGCACAGUGGCUCCCCCUCAGGCCAGUUGCAGUAUUGCAGCGCUGCCAAGCAACAUCUACUUCGUGGCCACACAUGAAUGUUACAAGAAGUUAAGAAGGUAAACUUACAAUCAAGAGGUGGCGAGGUGACAGGCAAGACGUAUGACAUGGAGGUCAAAAGUCACAUGAUAACAGGCCCUGAUCUGCAGGCUGGUUUGGACAGUAAGCAGCGUGCUGAGCGGAUGGUCGAGCUGCAGGAAAGACGCAGGAGUCUGCAGUCACUGCUCAACACACGAUUAGCAGAACUCAGACACGUUUGUCUACAGGAGGCGGAACUGACAGGAGAAGUUCCUCACGAAUAUCCCCUUGAAACCGGAGAGAAGCCCCCUCUCGUGCGCCGGAUAGUUGGUUUGUCCCACAGUGGUUCCAAACAUAACACGAAAAAUGAGGAAGAGGACUCACAGCGAAAGACAAAGAAAACUCUGUUCAGUGGCGCCCUCCGCAGGCAUGUGGAUUCAGAACAGCAUCCUCCACAUGGCAAAAGAACAGUUCACAGAGGAUGCCACACAGAUAACACGGUGAAGUCAGAGAGCAGCUCCACGUCAGAUUCAACCAAUCAUGACACUGAAGAAGCCUCUGACAGUCUGUCGCCCCGGCUGGUCUUGGGGAGUCCAGACAACAGGUUUUCUCGUAAACUCUCCCCUGUGGAGAUCUACUACGAGAUUAAAACACGCCGCAACUCCGUGACCAGCUCAGCCAGCCCGAAUCACUCUCUUACAAGGAGUGUGUCCAAUUUGGAAGGUAGAAGUGUACCGGCAACUCCACUCCUGUCCCGGAAUGGAAUAACAGGAGUCCACAUCAGGUCAGAAUCAUCAGGCGGCACUGCUGCUGUGAAGCAGUGGUCAGACAAUCCCGAGGCACCGCAUCUGGUAUCUUUACAGUCUCAGGAGGGUUCCUCCUCAGGGUCCUACGAGCAGGGAGGUGGCCCACACAGCUCUCAUACACGACGCAGCAACAGUUCUGAGAUGCUACUCGACCGUAACGCCACCAUAGUGGAGGAGGGAAGUCAAAGAUCAGGUAUGCCCGUACGCAACGGACCAUACAAAAGCUCGGAAGCACUCAUGGACACGACUUUAAAACAGGCUCAGUGGAGCAGCCCUGACCGCCAGGUAAACGGACACACCGAACUGAGUCGCGUUCGCUCGGGUGUGGUAGGUCGAGGCACGAAUGGAGGUGUCGGUUACAGUGAGAUUCUCAUGGAUUAUGUCUGGGGAAAGCAACAGAAGAUGCAGGCGCAGCAACAACAAAGGCUGCAUGUCCAGAACGGUGCAAAAACGUGUCCGUGGCCUGAGUGUUCCAAUGCUCCGCCCCCACCCUACAAGAAUGGAUUUCCCCAGUCACAGCAGCUUAUCCUGGGCACUGGUCCUCCGGCAUACAGCCCCCUGAUGCUGAGAGGCAAACCUGGAGAGCCACGGAGGGUCAAAGUGACCCGCACAAAGUCCUGUGGCCCGUUUGUGCCCACACAACAACACCAGCAAGAGUCUGUCGUACUCUCUGCAUAUACGGAGACCACAACGUCCAAUGCCAUUAAUGCAAUGCAUAACCAGCCGACGGACAACCCCCACAGACCGCCCCAGUAUCCCUUCGAGUCGUCCGCCCCCACGACCCCUGACGACCCCACACGCAGCCUGCACAAGGCCCUAGCGCUAGAGGGGUUGAGAGACUGGUAUCUGCGCAACGCAAUGGGGCAGACGGUCAAUGGAGCGAAGUGCAAAGAGGGGACACAGACUCAACGCAGGCGUACAACGUCCUCUCUGCACAACUCGCACCCACCUCCGCCCCUCAAACACCAGCCACAGUCCUUUCAAGGAGACACACCCUAUCCACAGCUGCCCCAGUCGGCCAUGUUUCAUGGUCAUCCUCUACAUGGAAGGUCAGUGGAGCUCUCUUCGUACCAUGACAACUUUUCAUCUAAAAUGCAGGAUAUGACAAUUAAAGAGACCAGUAAUGACAGACCCACACCAGGCACGCUGGUCUGACAUGCAAAUAAAGAAACUCACUCUUGCGUACAUCUCAUGCAAACACAAAGAGACUAAAGCAAACACCAGCUCAUGUGUGAAUGGAAUGACAGACUGAAUUCCAUGCUUCCUUUCACAUCAAUUCAACUGUCAGAAUGAAAUAAUUUAGACACUUGUGGUCGAAGAUUUUCGGCAUGAAAUCUAGCCCAUCUCUGGAUUCCUGUUGGCAUACUAACAGUUUAUAUAAUUCAGUAAAUUACCUUUCUUAUCAAUAAAAGUAAACACAAGCUAUGGCAGAGAUUUGCCAGAAAAAAAACAUGCAAACCACACACAAUAUGGCAGAUUAUUCCCAUUAAUAAGAGUUAUUUUCAUGGUCCUACUGUAUUCUAUGGCACUAUUUCCUUGAUUAAUUUGCCACAAUAUACAAAGAGAUCUUGUUUUUCAUGAGAAUCCAUUUUUAUUCAGAAAGACCUUCCAAAAGAAGCAUUAGACACUUAAAGGGAUAGUUCACCCCAAAAAAAGUCAUAAUUUACUCACCCUCAUGUCAUUCCAAACCCAUAUGACAUUAUUUCUUCUGUGGAACACAAAAGAUGUUAGGCUGUAUAGUAAAAUGUUGCAGUGAAAGUGAAUGGUGACUGAGGCUGCCAUAUCUACUUGAAUGGCGAAAGAUCAAAAAUCAUAAAAACAGUUGGUCAAGAUUAUGAUCAAAUAACAUUUUUCAAAUCAGAAGUAAGAUCUGACAACAGUGGUUUCAUAAAUUGUGAGAAAAACAACAACACAAUUUUUCAGGCUGGUCCAGCUAAUGUGUGUGUUUUUUAGUAAACUGAAAGGUGAUUGGCUCUUUCACCUGUAAGGCGGGACUUCCUUUUCUACAUCCCCCAUAUAGAGCUGUUCAGCUUGUAGUCCAGAAACCCAGAAGAGAAUUCGCCAUGGGUUCCCUCUGGAUUUUCGUAUGGGAAAAAUAAGGACUGUGGUAAACAUUACAUGAUGAUACAUGGACAUUUUGUUCUACAACAUAAAUUAAACACUUUCAAACAUCAAACGUGAAUUUUGAAGCUGUAUUGAUGCUUGGUGGUUUCAAAAUUCACAUUUGAGGUGUGAAAGUGUGUUAUUUAUAUUGAAAACAUAUUGUAUUGUCAAACAAUGUUUACCACAGACCUUAUUUUACACACAAGUCCAAAAACCCCAUUAUAAAAACCCAUUGGAAAAUCUGGAGGGAACCCGUGGCGAAUUAGACUUCCGGGUUCACCUACAAAUUGACGUCAAGGCUGAACAGCUCUAUUCAUCUUAUUCAGCCCCGGCCAUUUUCAGCACUCCGCUCUUCAGAAUUUUGUCAUCUAACUUCCUGUUUGUGUUGAAGCUACUGAGAAGAAUCGAUCAAAAUGGAUUACGUGUGCGAGCACAAAGUAUUUUUCACAUUCAGACAGCUAUGACACACUGCACUUUUUCAUGAUACAAGCACUUAAUUGUUAUACAUGUAAUUCUGCUUAAUUUUUUAGGUUUCAAAUUAAUAAUUUGUGUUGAAAUGUGUAGUUGACAUGAAAUUUCAAACAGGACACCUCUUAUUAUUUUACAUGCAAGUUCAUAACAUUCCAUGACAUUAUUUCUUUUUUAAUGCUUAAAGUUGAUUAAAAUAGUUGCAAACAGUUAGUUCCGGUCCUCGAAUCUGAUUGGACGAGAGACAUUCCAUGAGUACUGAUGGUCUCAUGCCAUCAGCACACUUACACUUCACUGUGUAUCACUCCGCUUGUGUUCGUGUCGUUCUAAACUAAUGUGUAAGAGCAGUGCAUAUGUGUUAAGAGCUAUAUGUGUCUCUUUACCUUUAAUAUUGUGUCAUUACAUAUUUUAGCCAGCAGAUGGUGGCAAAAGACCAUUUUUGUGUGUAAUAUGAGCCAGGUGAUGUGAAGUGAGUCAGCGUCAGUCAGUGUUUUCAUUCAUCAGCACUACGUGAUCGCUCGGAUUACAACUACACUACUAAAGCUAGGAAAUAGCUUUAAACGGCUUUAAACUAACAACUUCAGCAUUAAAGCUCAUCACAGCUGAGAGACACAACAGACUGAUUAAUUACACAAACUCAAGGCGCUUACCUCUUACCGUAGUUUCCACAUUGGCGAGGACAUACUGUUCAAAAUGGCGGAGGAGAUUGCGGUUUCAAUAGUGAAUGACUCUUGUGCACAGGCUUCUGUGAAAUAGGGAGGAAUACCCCCACUUUUCCACUGAGAAAACAGGAUGAAUUUGACCAAAAUUACAUUAUCUUCAGAAAGCUGACUAACACACUACAGAUUCUGGACAACUUUUUAUUUUCAUUGAUCGUGUUGCUCUAAAUAAUCUUUUACGCAUAGUUAUGUGGGUUGGAAUGGAAUUUCAAGCAUUGUCAGCAGUGUCUUAUACAAUUAAAAUAAUCUAAAACUAUAUAAAACAGCAUUUUCUUAUUUUGUUUAACUUUAAUGGGUAACACUAACGGUUUUAAAAGUUAACAUAGUUAAUACAAUAUGAACUAACAUGAACAAACAAUAAACAGUUUUUAUAAAUUGAUAUUAGCCAAGAUUAAUAAAUGCUGGACAAUUGUAUUAUAAAUUAUUAAUAAUGACUAAUGCAAACCUUAUUGAACAAUGUUACCCAGUAAUUAUCAUACUUGCAGUUUCCAUGACACCCCCUGAACACUUUAAAAUACUCAUGAUAUUCUUUUGGCAACUCUAUAACCUGUAAAUCCACUUCGCUAGCUAAUUACACUUUGACAUCAACACCACUGAUAUUUAUAUAGAACCGCUUGACCGGAAUAUCAAAGAUACAAUUUUCAAAAUGUCUGCACGCAAGUUUCUCUAGCGCAUAAGGUGAAUUCGGCGUUCCAAUUUCUCCAAUGCAUUUUAAUACAAGUGCUCCGUCCAGUGUUAAUCUUGUCAACGAAAUCACUGAUGAAAACGUUUGUUGACGAAGGGUUUUUAGAUUUUGUCAACGAUAACGAAAACCAGAUGAAAAACACGCAUCAUGAUGAUAAUUGAACUAUUUUAUCAAAGCAUACUGUUGACGAAAACAUGAUGGGAAAAAAAUUACAGUGCAUGCGAGUUGUACCAAAAUCUUUCUAGCAAGUCAGUUCACUGUCGGCCAUCUUUGGAGUGCUCCCAGGAGGCUAUUUCCAGUCAUGACAGUGCAGUUCCUAUUUACUUGAAUGGGGGAACACCGAAAUCUCAAAAAUGGUUGUCAAGAUUAUGAUCAAAGAGCAUAUUUUAAAUCAGCAGUAAAAUCUGACAAAACUGGUAUCAUACAUUGUGCUUUUUUGUCGCUGUCCUUUUCUGCGUAUCGCAGAGGCCCAUUUGGCAUAACACGGCAGCCCAUUUCAGCUUAUCGCCACCCGUUCGGCACCGUCUCACGGCCGGUGUUGUGUCGAAGUCUGUUCUCCCUAUGUUUCCCCUUAGUUUAUUGUCGAAAUCUUUUCCCCCUAUGUUUAAUGUUUAAUGCCGCUGUCGAGCUCUGUUCCCACUAUGUUUCCCUUAGGUUAUUGUUGAAGUCUGUUACCCCCUAUGUUUAAUGUUUAACGGCGCUAUGGGGAACACUAACCUAAGGGGAAACGUAGGGGAACAGACUUCAAUACAACACCGGCCCACCGGGAAAAAUCCCGGUUCUCCCGAUGGGCAAUCUGCCCCUGAACACCAGCAAAGGGAACAUGGGUUAAUUACCCCACUCAAACACAUCCUAUUUAUACAUGAGAUUAAUAUCUAUAUCCACAACAUAUAUACAACUUAUCAUUACAGAAAAUGAAGCGAAUGAACAGGUGAACUUGAACUCAAUUUCACACCUAGUCAUAAUAUGCGUAACUUGCGUCAUUUCCGUUAAAAACACGCUACAUGCAAUGCAGUAUCCCUAACUGGCUAAAAUAAUUCAGAGUCUUCAGAGUUCAGUAGGCUAACUUCUAAAGAGUAUCUAAUAUUUCAGUGUACUCAUAUGCUCUUAUUUCAGGAGCUCACAUUUUCACAACAAGGGCAGUUGUACAGUAUUUUGUAUGUAGCCUAUCUUUUAUAUGUUUAAUGCAUGUAUAAAUUAAGAAUUUUUUUUUUCUAAAUGCUUGAAUAUUUGAUUAAAGUUUGGUUUUUUACAGUUUAACACAAGUUUUUGUCAUUUUGCACAUUAUCAUCAACUAUUUUCGUUGACUAAAAUUAUAUUACAUUUUACUGAGAGUAAAACUGACUAAAAUGAGUGAAUAUGACAUGAUGACUUAACAUAAAAAAUUUAAAUUUAAAGGACAUUUUCAUCAAAAGACUAAAACUAUGACUAAAACUAAAAGAACUGUGGUUUCGUCUCAGGCUACAGUAAAUUGUCUCUGGCCUACCAUCUCCUUUUGUGUUCCAUGGAAGAACACAAGUAUUAAAUGUAUUUCAUAUAAUAAAUCACAUUAAAUAUUAUUUGGGUGCACUAUCCCUCUAAGACCCUUUGAAAAAAUCAGGAUGCUUUUAAAAAUAAUAGUAAUAAUUUCUAUGCAAAUUACAAUCAAAAUUACUGUGUUAUGACAAAAGAGAUAAAUUGAUACUUGUUUCUGAAAUACAGAGUUGCAGUUUAAAAAGAAAACCAAGCUAAAUGUCAAACUUUGACAGACUGUUAUAGAGUCAGUGACUCACCGUAUUUCAUGAAAUAUUUAAUCCCGUAAGUAAUUUAUUACUAAAUUUGAAUGAUGUGGAGAAGCUUAAAUGUGAUUAUUCAGGGUGAUUAAGAUGAAUGGCACAAAGGUCGCUGUGCGGCUCAAACGAUGUAAUCUCAUAUUUAUGAUUUUCUUUAUCCUCAGGCUGUUACUGUAUAUGCUAGUAUUACUUUACACACUGACAAAGUAAAUACAGCUUAAAGUAUAAAUGACUUUUGACUUAUUUUAAGUAUUAUGUAUAACAACCACCACUAGGAGGAGCCCCAUCAUCUGUUUUCUUGGGUUCUGGAUCCUUACAAAUCAACAGCAAUACCCACUGCAGAUGUAUGCAAAACGGCCUGCCCAGGUGCUGUGCUUGUCACAAGAAUAACCAGCUUCUUGUGUGUACAGUCUUAAUUGCAACUGUGCAUUGUUUUUCUUAUCGGAUUGACUGCAGAUGUCAAUAUUUACUGUAUUGCUCUGUAAUUAGAUUGAAUGAAAUUAAAAGGACUAAUUAGCCGAAUUGGGACCUUGCCAAGACUAGCAAUUUUCCUGCAGCCCCAUUUAGAAUCUAAUAUAUUUGAUGAUUUGGGAUACUCAGAAUGUGGCAUAGCUUACUAAUGCCAGGAUGCCAACCUUUGACCAUCGUGCCUAGCAAAUGCAAACGGCGAAGACAUUGAAAAACAGUGAUUUAUCACAAUGUGCAUUUAUCACAGCCAGAUUAAAUAUAGAAUUAGGCUCCUGCAUUAAAACUACCAUCAGAAUGUACUUGCUUGUUUGGUUAGAACUUAAAGGCACAGUGCAUUUGAAAAUGAAAAUUGUAUUAUUGUUUACUCGCCCUCGUGUUUUUUUUUUUCAAAUGCAUAUGACUUUUUCUCUUCUGUGGAACACAAAAGGACAUGUUAGGCAGCCUCAGUCACCAUUCACUUUCAUAGAAUAGAAUGGAAAAAAGAUGCAAGUGAAAGGUGACUGAGACUAAUGUUCACAUAACAUUAACAUCUCCUUCUGUGGUCCAUGGAAGAAAGUAAGUAAAAUGGGUUUGGAACAACAUAAGGGUGAAUAAAUAAUAAUAAUAAUAAAUGUAAUUUCUGCAUGCACUGCUCCUUUAAAAACAACAAAAUAGACAACCAAGGGGUUGGAUUGCUGGCUAAUCCACUCUACAAAAAGUAAUUUGUUUUUUAAAGUGUUAGUGCUACCUUUUGUAAAAUCCUUGCUAUACCAGUGCAUGCAGGUAUCUGUUAAUUCUACUUUAUUCCUCCUAAGAAUCACCUACUGUUGUCCAAUAAUUUCAGAUUGUUAUAUUGUCAUUGAAUCAUUUACUGCAUUAUGUAGGCAACUUGGUGUAGGUUUUGAAAAGCUUCUACAUGUCAGAUGCCUUCACCAUGAAUAUAUCUGUAAUACUGCGCUGACAGUUGAACUGACCGAAGCAAUCUAAACUUUCUCAGAUGUUGGGCAUAGAGCUCUAACUUUGUCACCAAAAUGCUGCCAUGCUUGUCUCAGGACUACACUGAAAGCUGCUUUGAUUGUGGUCUGUCCAUUUUAAAAUCAACACCACUAAUGCAUGGGAGUGUCACCGAUAGUAAUAACUUUUUUUUUUUUUUUAUUAUUAUUUUUUUUUUUAACUCAACUGACCUUUGAGAAGGUUUAUGAAUGUUUAGACAUUUUAGGUCAUCUUUAUCAAAACAUUUAGUCAUUUUUGAAGAUAAUCUUAUGUGAAAUAUGAUUAUUUCAUUGAUAACAAACACAGAUAAUGAUCUAAUAGAUGAUGGAUAUGAAAGGAAGGAUAAAAUAAAUUUAUUUUUGAUUAAAGAUAAAUAACUUAAUAAUAAUUGAUGAUUUAAAAUUAUAACAUGGAAGACAAUUAAAACUAAUAAAGUUUGUAAUAUCUAUUUUGAUUCUACAUCAUGGUACCAAAUGCUAACACUGAUUGAAAAUGUUCCCUCCAUGCUUUGGAUACUUUUGGAGAUUGUAUUUCCCAGGUUUCAUUUAAAAGUUCCUUAUCUAAAACUCUUUGUUUAAAAAAAAUAAAAAAUAAAAAUAAAAAAAUACUUCUCCUUGUUCUUUAACUGCUGUUUUCCUGCUACUCUGUUUUAUUACUUUUGAAAGAACCCUUUCCAAAUUGUAUAAAAUUGGCUUUUUUCCUUUUGUUUUCAACAUUUUAUAUCUCCAUUGAAAUAAAGAAAACAAAUGAAAGAACGUUACAA
Messenger RNA from Myxocyprinus asiaticus (Chinese sucker), 9115 nucleotides. Its product is annotated as coiled-coil domain-containing protein 120-like. NCBI's taxonomy places the organism in Eukaryota, Metazoa, Chordata, Actinopteri, Cypriniformes, Catostomidae. The transcript has 12 exons. The record is from RefSeq and is a predicted model, not a curated record. The coding region runs from base 380 to 2320 and encodes 646 amino acids.